Rhopilema esculentum is the source of this 2350-nucleotide messenger RNA. RefSeq names its product palmitoleoyl-protein carboxylesterase NOTUM. The record is from RefSeq and is a predicted model, not a curated record. Gene Ontology annotation, molecular function: hydrolase activity. Lineage: Eukaryota; Metazoa; Cnidaria; Scyphozoa; Rhizostomeae; Rhizostomatidae.
UCCGACGCCAUAGUUCAAAGGAACCACCGACUUGCUUGUGACACGCACUCGCAAGCUCAAAGUCCCAGUGGCACUUCGCACACAGGCGCAAUAAUUCAAAGAUAAUUGCCGCUAUUCCAGUUCAAAGGACGUCAUCUUCGUGUUUUAGUGUCAAGACGCCAGUUUUGGUAAUGGCGACAUGGCAAAUGAUGGACUUUCUAAACAUAUCUCAAGGACUACGCUUCAAUCAGUUAAGUCGUUAGACAAGGUACAAGCAAAGAUCUCAAGCAAACGGACGGUCUGGUUGCACCUGAAGGACCAAAUUAGAAGGACGGGGGUUUCUUGUGUUGGCAAUCGCUUUGUAUGGUAAACACAGGUGUUGACAAAGAGAUCUCGCUAAGUGGCAAGAAGCAACACUAUGUCUUUUAUGAUUUCCGAUCGAAGGAUCGAUAUGACCAAUUAAGAGUUCCGCCACAGUUUGAUUGGACGCACGAAUCAGUGUUGGCGAAGUCGUUCUGAUAUGAUCUAAGAUUUUUGGAAAGACAGCUCUCUUAUCAGUCCGGAUUAGUAUAAACAGAGAUCAACGAAGCUGCACUCACUUUGCAGUGGUAAAUUGCAGAAGACAGAAGGCUGAAAAAGAGCGCAAAUCAGAUUGAAAAUUUCAUAUAAGAAGAGAGACCUUGCUGUUAGGUACCGAAACUCUCAGGAUGACAGUUGGAAGCACCAAGUUACACAUGUUUUGGAUAUUUUGCCUUGCGCUGGUAUCAACGACAGCUGGCUACUUAGGCAGUCGCUUUGACCCACGCUACUCACCAUGCAGCGAAAGCUUGCCAGAGUCACAACGCUUGAGGAGAAACUGCUCGCCUCUCAAACCGAUGUUGCUGCACUACCUCAAGAAAUCAGUAUGCAACGAUGGCUCAGUGGCAGGAUAUUACCUCAGAAGAAGAAGUGGAAGCACAAACUGGCUUAUAUAUUUAGAAGGAGGAGGCUACUGCGUCAAUAAGGAGACAUGCGCCGAACGGCUGAUUAUGUCGAAAUCCAAGAAGUUCUCUCUUGUUUCAAUUCGCGGCUCUUCCAAAAAGAAAUUUGUGACGGGUAUCCUAUCCACACAGCUGAAGACGAAUCCAUUAUGGUGGAACUCCAAUCACGUGUACAUUCCAUAUUGCUCAAGUGAUAUUUGGACCGGCAACAAAACCGCGGAUAAGAAAGGUGGAUUCUCAUUCCUUGGCGCUCGAAUAAUUGACGAGGUCGUCAGUGACUUGUAUGUAAAUAGAGGGUUAGACAAAGGCACAAACCUGACUUUGGCUGGUAGCAGCGCUGGUGGCACUGGGGUUAUGCUCAAUAUCGACAGAGUUGCCGACAACCUGAAGGAAAAGGGCUCAAAGAUUAAAGUCCAGGGCAUUGUUGAUUCAGGCUGGUUCUUGGACAAUGAUCUCAUCAAAUCUUUGAACUGUGGCUUGCCAAAUGGACAUUGCAAGCCCAGUGACGUCAUCAAGGCAGCAAUGAAGUUUUGGCAUGCUGAUUUGCCAGCGCGGUGCAUCUCUGGCAAAAGUGUAGACAAGCAUCAUCUGUGUUUGUUUGGAGACAAGUUGUAUCCUACACUGAAAAGCCCAAUUUUCGUCAUUCAGUGGAUUUACGACUUAGCCCAAAUAAAGGAGGACAAUCCAGAACUGGAGAGUAGCCUCCGCAUGCUCAUGAGAAAACAGUACGGUCCAUAUAUGGCAUAUCUUGGAAAAAGAGUUCGAGAGUCCUUGAACAUUGUCAAGCACUUCUUCGCCCCAUCCUGCCUCGGGCACACGAUUUUGACCAGAGAACAAUGGCUGGGAACGCGGGUAGGACCUCGGACGCUUUUUGGAGCACUAGAGUGCUGGCUGUUGAAGAAACGCUCAUCUUGCCAGUUUACCGACAAAUGUCAAAUGCCACAUUGCAGUGACUCCUGCCCAUACAAAAUAGAAACACACAAUGGGGAUAUCCCGAUUCGAAGAAUCACUGGUGAUUUUAGUUUGUAAAUUUUGGAUGGCCUCCCCUUCCUGAGCAGACAGAAAGGGCAGAAGCAAAUGCAACUUACUGUACGUUCGCAAGAAAGGAAGGAAUUUCCCGUGCAUUUACUUCAUAUAAUCGUCUCGAACAUACAAUCGCGGUGAACUGACUACAAAGUUUUGACAAGAAGGCAAAAUACUGAUGCUGAUAUGUAGAGGCUAUCAACACGCAGGAAACGAAUUUUCCUGGCUUUUAUGUCUUAUUUGUGUGGAAUAUGUAAAAACAGUUUUUGUCUUUUAUAUCAAUUUAUUGUAACAUGGUAAUAGUACAGUAUUUUAUAUCCUAUUUAUUAAAUCUUGGCAUAUCUACUGUGGUAAUUGGUCAUAGAAAA